This is a messenger RNA of Pelobates cultripes (western spadefoot toad), 22629 nucleotides long. The record is from the annotation of a GenBank genome assembly. NCBI's taxonomy places the organism in Eukaryota, Metazoa, Chordata, Amphibia, Anura, Pelobatidae.
AAUGAAUUCUCUUUAUUCCCUCUGUUUUCAGGUGUCAGAUGAGUCAGUAAAGGCGUUUGCAGAGCACUGUCCGAGUCUCCAGUAUGUUGGAUUUAUGGGCUGUUCUGUUACAUCUGAAGGUGUCAUACACCUUACUAAGGUAAUUGGAACAAAAAUACACAUUAUUUCAACUGUUACCAGUAUAUUAUUGUUAGCAUGAUUAUUAUUUAAACGGUUUGCUUUGAACUGUGGCCUUAUAUACUCCAUAUAUUAAAAUCAGGAUUUCCCAAGUAAGCAAUUUAAUCUCAUAAGAGCAGGCAUUAUGUUACUAGAACAGAACCUGCAACAAUGGGGUACAUUGGUCUUGUGGUAGGCAGAAUGCAAUGUAAGAUCCUAUACUGUAACUUAAUACCCAAUAUUUUUGCCCAUCGGGUUAAAAAAAAAACCCUGAAAUUUUGUGAGCUUUGAAGUUGUAGUUUAGUGUGUGGCUGCAGUGGAUAUUGCAUUUUAUAUUAACAACCUUAUAAUGUAUGUAUGUUCAGGUGAGUGCAGCUCGAUAGGGCACUGUCGUGUGGCGUUUUAGCUCUGGAGGAGAUAUUAGUGGAAUAGGCAACCUAAUCUAUUGUCUAUAUAAUGGGGGUUACUUCAUUCGUAUUGCACCCCUUUAUUUAUUUUCUGCUUAGUAACAUUCUACUCCCUAACUACUGAGUCUUAGUAACAUUCUACUCCCUAACUACUGAGUCUUAGUAACCUUCUACUCCCUAACUACUGAGUCUUAGUAACAUUCUACUCCCUAACUACUGAGUCUUGGUAACAUUCUACUCCCUAACUACUGAGUCUUAGUAACAUUCUACUCCCUAACUACUGAGUCUUAGUAACAUUCUACUCCCUAAACUACUGAGUCUUAGUAACAUUCUGCUCCCUAACUACUGAGUCUUAGUAACAUUCUACUCCCUAACUACUGAGUCUUAGUAACAUUCUACUCCCUAACUACUGAGUCUUAGUAACCUUCUACUCCCUAACUACUGAGUCUUAGUAACAUUCUACUCCCUAACUACUGAGUCUUGGUAACAUUCUACUCCCUAACUACUGAGUCUUAGUAACAUUCUACUCCUUAACUACUGAGUCUUAGUAACAUUCUACUCCCUAAACUACUGAGUCUUAGUAACAUUCUGCUCCCUAACUACUGAGUCUUAGUAACAUUCUACUCCCUAACUACUGAGUCUUAGUAACAUUCUACUCCCUUACUACUGAGCCUUAGUAACAUUCUACUCCCUUACUACUGAGUCUUAGUAACAUUCUACUCCCUAACUACUGAGUCUUAGUAACAUUCUACUCCCUAACUACUGAGUCUUAGUAACAUUCUACUCCCUAACUACUGAGUCUUAGUAACAUUCUACUCCCUAACUACUGAGUCUUAGUAACAUUCUACUCCCUAACUACUGAGUCUUAGUAACAUUCUACUCCCUAACUACUGAGUCUUAGUAACAUUCUACUCCCUAACUACUGAGUCUUAGUAACAUUCUACUCCCUAACUACUGAGUCUUAGUAACCUUCUACUCCCUAACUACUGAGUCUUAGUAACAUUCUACUCCCUAACUACUGAGUCUUAGUAACAUUCUACUCCCUAACUACUGAAUCUUAGUAACAUUCUACUCCCUAACUACUGAAUCUUAGUAACAUUCUACUCCCUAACUACUGAGUCUUAGUAACAUUCUACUCCCUAACUACUGAGUCUUAGUAACAUUCUACUCCCUAACUACUGAAUCUUAGUAACAUUCUACUCCCUAAACUACUGAGUCUUAGUAACAUUCUACUCCCUUACUACUGAGCCUUAGUAACAUUCUACUCCCUUACUACUGAGACUUAGUAACAUUCUACUCCCUAAACUACUGAGUCUUAGUAACAUUCUACUCCCUAACUACUGAGUCUUAGUAACAUUCUACUUCCUAACUACUGAGUCUUAGUAACAUUCUACUCCCUUACUACUGAGUCUUAGUAAUAUUCUACUCCCUAAACUACUGAGUCUUAGUAACAUUCUACUCCCUAAACUACUGAGUCUUGGUAACAUUCUACUCCCUAACUACUAAGUCUUAGUAACAUUCUACUCCCUAACUACUGAGUCUUAGUAACAUUCUACUGCAUAACUACCGAGUCUUAGUAACAUUCUACUCCCUUACUACUGAGUCUUAGUAACAUUCUACUCCCUAACUACUGAGUCUUAGUAACAUUCUACUCCCUUACUACUGAGUCUUAGUAAUAUUCUACUCCCUAAACUACUGAGUCUUAGUAACAUUCUACUCCCUAAACUACUGAAUCUUAGUAACAUUCUACUCCCUAAACUACUGAGUCUUAGUAACAUUCUACUCCCUAAACUACUGAGUCUUGGUAACAUUCUACUCCCUAACUACUAAGUCUUAGUAACAUUCUACUCCCUAACUACUGAGUCUUAGUAACAUUCUACUGCAUAACUACCGAGUCUUAGUAACAUUCUACUCCCUUACUACUGAGUCUUAGUAACAUUCUACUCCCUAACUACUGAGUCUUAGUAACAUUCUACUCCCUUACUACUGAGUCUUAGUAAUAUUCUACUCCCUAAACUACUGAGUCUUAGUAACAUUCUACUCCCUAACUACUGAGUCUUAGUAACAUUCUACUCCCUAACUACCGAGUCUUAGUAACAUUCUACUCCCUAACUACUGAGUCUUAGUAACAUUCUACUCCAUAACUACCGAGUCAUAGUAACAUUCUACUCCCUAACUACUGAGUCUUAGUAACAUUCUACUCCCUAACUACUGAGUCUUAGUAAUAUUCUACUCCCUAAACUACUGAGUCUUAGUAACAUUCUACUCCCUAACUACUGAGUCUUAGUAACAUUCUACUCCCUUACUACUGAGUCAGUUCAUGGUAUAUGUCACUGCCAAGGUAAAAGUGACUGCAUCGUUUUGUUGAAGGCUUUCAAGGUAACUUUGAUUUACAGCUGAAGUUUUUUCAUUUUCUACCGGAGUCUCCUUUAAACAGCAGAACUCCCAUUGAGUUUACAGUGAUUCGCAUCCAACUCAUUAGGAGCUGCACUCUGGGGAGAUUCUGCCCAGAUAAAUUUUAAAUGUUACCGUUUCUAACGAGUUGUAUUUAGUGAGUACCCUAGCUGGUAAUUGUUUGAAAAUCAUUUAUGUGUACCAGUUCAAGAAUAGCUUACGUAGUGAAAAAUGCCUUGGUGUUUUUAAUUCUCAGAGCUCCUAACUUCCUUUCACUACUUCUCAUGUUUCUGGCUUCUCUAAUCUAUCGAACUGGACAUCCUGUUUCUCCAGCCCUGCAUACUGGUAGGUAUCUUCUGUAAGGUUGAAGAAGGCCAUGCACUUUAGACAGACACUGUAGGCACCCAGACUGGUCAUCUCAUUAAAGUGGUCUGGGAGCAGUGUCCCUGUCCCCUUUUUGCAGUUUUUUCUUUUUUUUUUUUUGUGACCAUUUAUAUUGAGUUUAUACAUUGUGAUACUUUUCAAUACUUUUCAAUAGCGCAAAAAAUUUAUUUUCACCGUAACACAUACAAUAGGAUCAAUGUACGCUGGGGACAAUUAUCACAUCAAACAUUUACAAACACUGCAUUCAUCUCUGAAUGUUCUAAUAUCGUCUGUAAGCAUCCUAGAACAACUAAUUUCAUAUAGUAUUCCAGGAUUACAGUAUUUCGCCCAAAAGGACUCUUUCCUGCAUUUGUCUGUAUUUUUCACACAAGUAAAGAGUCAGAUCAUAAAGAGACCCAGAUACAGUAACAUGAAACAAUAAAACAAAAUGAAAACAUAAAAUACUUAAUGGAACAAACAAAGAAGCGAAAAGUUAACUUGUCCAAUGCAGCGGCCUGUUAAAACAUUGCAGUUUUAGAGAAAUUAAAGGCUAAGAUUGCCUCUGUCUCAUGUAGUUUGACUCCGUGAUACACGCUUUGCAUGAGGACAUCCAGUGUCUAAGAAAACCCCGUAGGAAAGCAUUGAUGCAACUCUUUCUUAUGGGGGAAGGCCUAAUGCGUGCAUAUCGCUCGCCGUGCAUACGCAUUAGGUCCCCCCAAUGGGCUGACGUUGGAAGAGGCAGAGCGCAACCCAGCACUGAGGGACAUCCGCACUGGAAUCGGGUAGGUGAAUAAAGGGUUACUUAACCUUUUACAUUGCUGAGGUUGGUGUUAGGCAGAGGAACAAGUUAGUGUUAGAAAUACAUUUUUCUAUUGCGAACACUAAAGUUUCCUUUAACUAUGUUCCCAAUUUUCAACAGCCACUUGAUAGAUGUUUGGACAUCUAAGCAAGCUUAUUACACGAAUCAGGACCAACCGCUAAUACAAAACAAAGGUGAAGUACAAACAGGUUUUGUGUAGUCUAGAAAUCUCGACAAAUAUCCACCUUUGUCAUCAGUCUUGUGAUGUAGGUUCUGUAUUCCAGAUGGAAGCACAAUAUGUGUCUGUUAAAGUUUUCGAGAGUCUUAUUGUAUAAAUUCAAUUUAUGGCACACAGAUUUAAAUAAUCUGUUUUCAUGAUUCAUAUUCUUAGUUUCUAGCAACUGCCACUUCAUUGACUUGCAACCGAUACAGAGCUGUUUUUCAUGUUCUUGAGAAUACAUUUUUUGUCUGAACAGCCAUUCUCUGCUAUUCCUUAUCUGCUGAAAGUUUGAAUGCAUUUUUAUGAACCCUAGAAAAUGACAUUACACGGGAAAGCUGAGAAACACUGAGUACUAAAAUACCUGAAUCCUUAUUACGGUUUGUGGAAUUGCACAAAGACUACAAGUGUUUAUUACAAAAUCACGCUAUUGUCUUUAAAACAAAACAUUUUCAUUUCCUUUAUAUACAUUAAGUAGAGGUUAAUAGCCUAUAGAAAUUAUGAAGUCUUAGCUGAAUUAGUCUUUUAUGCAUACAGUGAUGGAAAAAAUAAUUUGAUCCCCUGCUGAUUUUGAAUGUUUGUCAACUGACAAAGAAAUGAUCAGUCUAUAAUUUUAAUGGUAGGUGUAUUUUAACAGAGACAGAAUAACAACAACAACAAAAUCCAGAAAAACGCAUGUCAAAAAAGUUAUAAAAUGAUUUGCAGGUCAAUGAGUGAAAUAAGUAUUUGAUCCCCUAUCAAUCAGCCAGAUUUCUGGCUCCCAGGUGACUUUUAUACAGGUAACGAACUGAGAUUAGGAGCACUCUCUUAAAGGGAGUUCUCCUAAUCUCAGCUCGUUACCUGUAUAAAAGACACCUGUCCACAGAAGCAAUCAAUUCCAAACUCUCCACCAUGGCCAAGACCAAAGAGCUGUCCAAGGAUGUCAGGGACAAGAUUGUAGACCUACACAAGGCUGGAAUGGGCUACAAGACCAUCGCCAAGCAGCUUGGUGAGAAGGUGACAACAGUUGGUGUCCAGAACUACAUGGGAGGAUCUUGUUAAUGAUAUCAAGGCAGCUGGGACCAUAGUCACAAAGAAAACAUUUGGUAACACACUACACCCGAAAGACUGAAAUCCUGCAGUGCCCUUGCUCAAGAACGCACAUGUACAGGCCCGUCUGAAGUUUGCCAAUGAAUAUCAGAAUGAUUCAGAGGAGAACUGGGUGAAAGUGUUGUGGUCAGAUGGCUUUAUUUCUCAUGGUAGCUCUGUUUGGAAUGGAGAUAAGCUGUACAAAAAAGAUGGUUUGCAUCUUUCUCAAAAGGGAACAAAUGUUCUCAGUGAGCAGUUCAGAGGUUUUGCUAGGAUGUAUUUAAACUAGGGGGGGGGGGGAAAGGGUGAUAAAACAUCAAUCCAAUUGUCCCCCAAAACAAGGAUAGAAGGUGCCUGUAUCAAGUGUGUUAAAAAAUGAUAAGCUUAGAGUCAUGUCUACAAAUGCUCGCAGUUUAGGGAAUAAGAUCCAUGAACUUGUGGCAAUAAUGGCAACUGAUAGUGUAGAUUUAGUCGCUGUUACUGAGACAUGGUACAAUGAGAAAAUGACUGGGACAUAGCAAUACCAGGGUACUCUUUAUAUAGGAAAGAUAGGGAAGGCAAGAAAGGGGAGGGGUGGCCUUGUAUGUGAAGGAUAGCAUAAAAUCUAGCCUAAUAAAAGUUAGUGAGGCAAACAUAGAGUCCGUUUGGGCUACGUUAGAAUUUGGUAAUCACACAGUAACUCCUGUAGGUGUGAUUUAUAGGCCCCCAGGACAAAUUGAAGAGUUAGAUAAUCUACUAGUUGAGGAAAUAGCUAAAAUGACAAUGAAGGGGGAAGUUAUCAUGGGUGACUUUAAUCUUCCUGAUGUAAAUUGGAAAACAAAAUUAGCUACUUGUGCCAAGAGCACACAUAUUCUAAACUCCCUACUGGGAUUGUCUCUAAAACAAGUUGUUGAGGAGCCAACUCGUAAAGAGGCCAUACUAGAUUUAGUGUUAACAAAUGGAGAUUUGGUAUCAGAUGUUACUGUAGGUGAAAGUUUAGAAUCCAGUGAUCAUCAGUCAGUGUGGUUUAAUAUAAGAACAGUGACUGAGUCACACCACACAAAAACAAAAGUUUUAGACUUUAGAAAGACAGACUUUUCUAAAAUUAGAAUAUGGGUAGAGGAGUCAUUAUCAGACUGGAGCAAUUUAAAUGGAGUCCAAGAGAAAUGGGAUUAUUUAAAAGUUGCACUAUUGAAGGCAACAGAAAAUUGCAUUAGGCUUGUCAGUAAAAGCAAAAAAAUUCAAGAAACCAGUGUGGUACAUCUGGGCCUCAGAUGUGGCCAAAAUAGUUAAAAACAAAAAGUUAGCAUUUAGGAAUUAUAAAAAAACCCAGAGUUAGGAAGACAAAAUGAUCUAUAAGAUUAGGCAGAAAGAGGCUAAGCAAGUUAUAAGAGCUUCCAAAUCACACACAGAAGAGAAAAUAGCACAGUCAGUAAAAAAGGGGGAUAAAACAUUUUUAGAUACAUAAAUGAGAAAAGAAAAGUAAAACAAGGAUUAGUUAGAUUAAAAACAAAAGAAGGAAGAUAUGUAGAAGAGGAUAAAGGUCAGGCUGACUGCCUCAAUGAAUAUUUUUGUUCUGUAUUUACAGAUGAAAAUGAAGGAAAGGGACCUCAGUUGAGAAAAAGGAUAAAUGACUCAUUUAUUACACGUGAGUUUACAGAGGAAGAGGUUCUAUUUCAACAGUCAAAAGUAAAGACAAAUAAGUCAAUGGGACCUGAUGAAAUGCACCCAAAGCUAUUAAAAGAGCUUAGUGGUGUACUAGCAAAACCAUUAACAGAUUUAUUUAACCAAUCAUUGUUAACAGGAGUAGUCCCAGAAGAUUGGAAGUUAGCUAAUGUUGUGCCCAUUUACAAGAAAGGUAAUAAGGAGGAGUCGGGCAACUAUAGGCCAGUAAGCCUUACUUCAGUAGUGGGGAAAGUGAUGGAAACCAUGUUAAAGGAUAGGAUUGAUGAACAUCUAAAAACACAUGGAUUUCAAGAUCAGAGACAACAUGAGUUUACUUCAGGGAGAUCAUGCCAAACUAAUCUUAUUGAUUUUUUUGAUUGGGUAACUAAAAUUAUAGAUCAGGGUGGUGCAGUAGACAUUGCUUACCUAGAUUUCAGUAAGGCUUUGACACUGUUGCACAUAGAAGGCUUAUCAAUAAACUGCAAUCUUUAAGUUUGGAUUCCAAUAUUGUUGAAUGGGUAAGGCAGUGGCUGAGUGACAGGCAACAGAGGGUUGUAGUUAAUGGAAUAUAUUAGAAGCUUGGACUUGUCACCAGUGGGGUACCUCAGGGAUCUGUACUUGGACCCAUUCUCUUUAAUAUUUUUAUUAGUGAUAUUGCAGAAGGUCUUGAUGGUUAGGUAUGUCUUUUUGCUGAUGAUACUAAGAUAUGUAACAGGGUUGAUGUUCCAGGAGGGAUAAGCCAAAUGACAAAUGAUUUAGGUAAACUAGAAAAUGGUCAGAAUUGUGGCAACUGACAUUUAAUGUGGAUAAGUGCAAGAUAAUGCAUCUUGGACGAAAAAACCCAAGGGCAGAGUACAGAAUAUUUGAUAGAGUCCUAACCUCAACAUAUGAGGAAAGGGAUUUAGGGGUGAUUAUUUCUGAUGACUUAAAAGGUAGGCAGACAAUGUAAUAGAGCAGCAGGAAAUGCUAGCAGAAUGCUUGGUUGUAUAGGGAGAGAGGUAUUAGCAGUAGAAAGAGGGAAGUGCUCAUGCCAUUGUACAGAACACUGGUGAGACCUCACUUGGAGUAUUGUACACAGUACUGGAGACCUUAUCUUCAGAAGGAUAUUGAUACCUUAGAGAGGGUUCAGAGAAGGGCUACUAAACUGGUUCAUGGAUUGUGGGAUAAAACUUACCAGGAAAGGUUAAAGGAUCUUAACAUGUAUAGCUUGGAGGAAAGGCGAGACAGGGGGGAUAUGAUAGAAACAUUUAAAUAUAUAAAGGGAAUCAACACAGUAAAGGAGGAGACUAUAUUUAAAAGAAGAAAAACUACCACAGCAAGAGGACAUAGUCUUAAAUUAGAGGGACAAAGGUUUAAAAAUAAUAUCAGGAAGUAUUACUUUACUGAGAGGGUAGUGGGUGCAUGGAAUAGCCUUCCAGCUGAAGUGGUAGAGGUUAACACAGUAAAGGAGUUUAAGCAUGCGUGGGAUAGGCAUAAGGCUAUCCUAACUAUAAGAUAAGACUAGGGACUAAUGAAAGUAUUUAGAAAAUUGGGCAGACUAGAUGGGCCGAAUGGUUCUUAUCUGCCGUCACAUUCUAUGUUUCUUUGACCAAAAUCGAGUUCUUUGGCAUCAGCUCAACUCGUCGUGUUUGGAGGAGGAGGAAUGCUUCCUAUGACCCCAAGAACACCAUCCCCACCGUCAAACGUGGAGGAGGAAACCUUAUACCAAUGUAACGGAUCGCCUGGGACCCCGACUGGGUACCUCCGUUAAAGGAUGCUCCUAGUGCUUCCUGAGGACUCCAAGCACUCUGGCAGACACCACAAUCACCGAACCGGAGAAACAAAUAAAUUCUCCCAAGCAUAUGAAUGCUGUAGACAGUUGAAUAGGAACCAUACGAAUAGGUUUACUCUCCUAGCAGUCAAACUGGAACAGCAUACAAUAAAUCCUUCCCCCAAUAAUGAGGCGACACUUCACUUUGAGGGUUAAGCAGGAACUCCCUGUACUGUCACAUACAGUCUCUUUUAUUCCCAAUCCACAAACAUAGUACAGCCCACAGGGCGUUACAAAACAACCAAUCAAUCCGUACAAUACACCCAGACACUCCCACACAAAAUCCUCUUCUCUGCAUGUGAUAUGAUUACUGAACACAAUGGGUAAUCUCAUUAUCACCGGCAGAGGAAUACAGUUUUUACACAAUAUUUAUAACUCCUAAAAUAUAAAUGUCACAAACAUAAAACAUACAUUUUCAUAAUCAAUCCAUUCAGGGGAACAACAUAUUAAAAAAUGGCACGAAUCAGACCAGUGGUUCAAAAGUUAAGGGAAAGUCCUUUGUGACUAAAUGAAGCAUGGCUUUCCGGCCCAAACCAGUUUCAGAGUCUUCUAUCCUGGAGAUAAGUAAUUCAAUUAUCUCCCAGGACAGACACAAGACUCCAUUAAGCACAUAGUUGCAAAAAGACACAAAACACUUUAAAAUACAUAAAGUCACCUUUUAUACAUAAAACACAGACAUGUCACAUAUCCCCAGAUAGCUGGGAUCUGUGCGCACAAAACUACCAAAUAGCGCUCAGAUCCUAUUCACACAGUUCAAUUGCCAUGGAGCCGAAGUCUUUAACUACACGAAUGGGCUCCAUGGCAUAGCUAUCUGGGUUAAGACAUUCACAUAAAGUCUGGUCCAUAGUCCAAAGGCAAGAGGCGGGCAAGCAGCCCCCUCCAAGGACACGUGGCGCAGUCGGUUUCGCCACAGUGUUUUUCUGCUACGGGGACAGGACAACUGCACCGCAUCAAAUAGAUGAUGCAAGGGGCCAGGUACCAUCAAAUCUUGCCGAGCAGCAAUCAAAUCCACAGGAGAGUUUGUGCUAAGCAGAAAUUAUGCAAAUGGGAACCUGGUAACUGUCUUUGGGGUCAAAGGCCGGUUACAGCCCAUCAGAUCUAGAGGAGGGGUAUUUAGGCCCAGUUCUCAUCCUGCUCAGUGCCCUGUCGUGGUUUCCCUAGUGGUUGUCCGAGAGCACGUUCCUGAUUCAAGUUUCUUCUGUUUUUUUACUUUGGCUUUGAUUUUGACUUCCCUGUAUUCUGGUAUCCCUGACUUCUGGCUUUCCCUUAUCGUUGUCUCUUUCUGUAUCCCCUGACCUCGGCAAGUAUCCUGACCAGUGGUGUAUCUUGGUUUUGUGCUGCCUUAGGCAGGACAAAAUUAAGGCACCCUCCUCCCCACCCCCCCGCGCCACUCCCACCCAAUCCUUCCACCCGCCCCGCCUUCUAAAUACACACACACAUUCACUGACAGAUACGCAUACACUAACUAACAGAAACACCCUCACACUCACUAAGUCACACACAGACACACACUAACAGACACACACACUCACUAACAGACACACACUCACUCACAGGCAAACACACUCACACUAACAGACACACACACACACUCACACACACUAACAGACACUCACACUCACUAACAGACACACACUCACUCACUAACAGACACACACACACACACACUAACAGACACACACACAUACUCACAUUAACACAUUUUUUUUUUAAAUUCAACUCCCCCCCCAGCCUCCUUACCUUUGGGAAUGCUGGGGGGGUUUCUAUUUCUGGCUGCUGGGCGGAUGGCGCUGGCGGGCGGCUGGCGAGGGAGCACUUCCUCUGAGCACUCUGCUCAGCUCCCGUGCGCACCGUAGAGCGAUGCCGGGAGCCGGAAUAUGACCUCAUAUUACGGCUCCCAGCCUCACUCUGCGGCGCGCGAGGGAGCUGAGCAGACAGCUCAGAGGAAGUGCUCCCCCGCCCAGCAGCCCGACCGGCGUGUCAGUUAGCCGCAAGGCUAACAAGACAUUUGCCCUGGGCAUUUGGGGGCGGCUUUUUUUGCCGCCCCAUGGAAAAUGCCGCCCAAGGCAAAUGCCUUGUUUGCCUUGCGGCUAAAACGGCCCUGAUCCUGACUACUCUUUGGCACGUUAAGUCCGGCCAUUUUAAGGCCUAGUAAUACAUUACCUAUUCGUCAUCUGUGUUACACAAUUCUUCGUGCUGGAUCAACUAGUAAUCCUGACAUGAAUGCCAACAAGGGUUUUGCCACCAAGUACUAAGUCGAAGGGGUCAAAUACUUAUUUCACUCAUUGACAUGCAAAUCAAUUUAUAACUUUUUUGACAUGUGUUUUUCUGGAUUUGUUUGGUUAUUCUGUCUCUCACUGUUAAAAUACACCUACCAUUAAAAUUAUAGACUGAUCAUUUCUUUGUCAGUGGGCAAACGUUCAAAAUCAGCAAGGGAUCAAAUACUUUUUUCCCUCAUUGUAUAUAGUUUAAAUUUUCUCAUAUAUAUUUUUGCAUGUUUACAAAAAUAACUUUAGAGAAGUUGUACCUUCUACAGAAGUUUUAUAUUGUGUUUUUUUUUUUUUUUAAUAUAUACAUUUCUUUAUAUACUUUGUUAAAUAGUUAUAUAUGUUCAUAUGAUGUAUUCCACGAUGUACCUGUUAUUUUAAUGGCAGUUCAUGUAUUUAAUCAUAUACAGUUAAAUUUCUAACAGGAAAUAAUGGAAAGGCUAUCAUGCAGACUGGGGGUCUUAACCCCUUAAAACCGCAGGACGUACAAUUACGCCCUCUAAUAGGCGGCUCUAAACGCCGCCGGGCGUAAUUGUACGCCCUCCGGUUUUUGUUAACUUACCCGGUCGCCGGCGGUCCCACGCCGGCGAUCGCGGUGGGGGGGACUCCCAGGGAGCCCCCCGCGGCACAUCCGUCCUCGUUGAAGCCCCCCGGCUAUGUGAGAGUGGGGUCCUAGCGAGGACCCCACAAUCACAUGGCCGGGUAUAGCUGGCUUCUGUAUUGCCGGCAGGGGGGCUGCCUGUAAUUACAGGUGGUCAGGCUGAAAAUAAAAUAAAAAUAAGUUAAUGGUGUAAAAAAAAAUAAUUAUAUAUACUUAGAUCAUAUGUAUAUAUUAUAUAUAUAUGAUCUAAGUAUAUAUAUACACAUAUACAUACACACACAUACACCGUCUAGGUGUAUUUUACUAUUAAUAUAUAUAUAAUUAUAUAUAUAUAUAUAUAUUAAUAUCAAAUUACACGUAGACUGAUACUGAUUAAAUAUAUAUAUAAUUGUUAUAUAUAUAUUUAUAUAUAAUAUAAAAAAAUAAAAAUGUAAAUACGUUAAAAAAUAAAAUUAAAAAAAUAAUUAAAAAUAAAUAAUUAAAAAAUAUAUAGAUGUGUGUUAUUUCGUUCUAACUGUUUUGUGAAAUUAAUAUAUAUAUAUAUAUAUAUAUAUAUCAAAAUACACGUAGAACGAAAUAAUAUAUCUAUAUACAUAAAUAUAUACGUAUAUAUCACUAUAUAUAUACCUAUAUAUAAAUAAAAAUAUUUUUUAAAAAUUAUAUAGAUAUAUACAUAUAUAUACACAUACGUAUAUAUAUACAUAUAUUAAUUCUACAUAUAUAUUUAUGUAAUAUUUUUGCAUAAUUAGGUAUCUUAAUUAAUUACAAUUAGCAGGACCUGCCUGACAACCCAUGCCGAAAGUAAAGGGAAUUUAAUUUGCUAGCACUAUAUUUAACCCUAUAACUUUCCGAGACACCAUAAAACCUGUACAUGGGGGGUACUGUUCUACUCAGGAGACUUCGCUGAACACAAAUAUUAGUGUUUAAAAACAGUAAAAUGUAUUACAAUUAUGAUAUCGCCAGUAAAAGUGACGUUUUUUGCAUUUUUCACGCACAAACAGCAUUACACGGACAAUAUUAUUGCUGUGAUACUUUUUACUGUUUUGAAACACAAAUAUUUGUGUUCAGCUAAGUCUCCCGAGUACAACAGUACCCCUCAUGUACAGGUUUUAUGGUGUUUUCAAAAGUUACAGCGUCAAAUAUAAGGCUUGCAUUUGAUUGUUUUUCACAUUAAAAUUCGCCACAUUGGUUACGUUGCCUUUGAGACCCUAUGGUAGCCCAAGAAUGAAAAUUACCCCUAUGAUGGCAUACCAUUUGCAAUAGUAGACAACCCAAGGUAUUGCAAAUGGGGUAUGUCCAGUCUUUUUAGUAGCCACUUAGUCACAAACACUGGCCAAAAUUGGCGUUUUUUGCAUUUUUCACACACAAACAAAUACUAACGCUAACUUUGGCCAGUGUUUGUGACCAAAUGGCUACUAAAAAAGACUGGACAUACCCCAUUUGUAAUACCUUGGGUUGUCUACUAUUGCAAAUGGUAUGCCAUUAUGGGUGUAAAUUUCAUUCCCGGCUACUAUACAGUCUCAAAGGCAACGUAACCAAUCUGGCGAAUUUCAAUUUCAAAUGUAACAUGCUAUAUUUGACCCUGUAACUUCCCAAAACGCCAUAAAACCUGUACAUAGGGGGUACUGUCUUACACGUGAGACUUUACUAAAUACAAAUAUGUGUAUUUUAUUGCAGUAAAAUCAAACAGUAUUAUGACACUGACCUUUAAAAUGUAAUUUAGAACUAAAAAAAUAAAAAAAAUCGUAUUUUCUCCCAUUUUUUUCAUAUUAAAUUAUGUUUCAUAGCUAAAUAUUUGAUAUUAAAUGAAAGCCCUGUUUCCCCUGAAUAAAAUGAUAUAUAAUAAGGGUGGGUGCAUUUACUAUGAAAGAGGUGUAUUACGGUUGGACAGACAUGUAGCGCAAAUGCCAGGUUUUGUUUACAUUUUGUUUUGUUCACAAUGUGUACAUUUGGCUCCGUCCUUAAGGGGUUAAUCUAUAUUAGUUUGAGUAAAGGGUGCUAUCUGCCGCCAUUUGAAUGAAAUAAAAAAACCAUUAUUAUAAACUAAGAUAAUCUCACUCAUUGCCUUUUUAAAAGAUCCCUUCUGACACACAGUUUUGAUGCAGUAAAGGGUUACUUGAUAUUAUUCUUCCACCUGGUUAUCUGCAACAAGGUAAAACGGAAACUGAAUACAUUAAACAGUUUAGAUAUUUACAGAUGAGAUGGCCAUCGGUUCAGUUUCAUAUUCACUCUGUUAUUGAUUGAAAUUGCAUCUUAAUGUACAGCCCUGUGUGUUAUUUUUAAUACAUUGUUCUGGGCAUCAUAAAUUAAUUUGUCAGAAAAAUCUAUGGAUUUAUAAGAUUCAUUAUGUUCUCAUUUACCAACAAAUGAGUUUCAUUAUUUGCUUUUUAAACCUUGAUCACAGAUAUAUUAACCUACACAUCCUUCUCAACUCAAAUGAUGAUUACUAUGUUAAGACGUAAAAAUGACUAUUACAAAUGAUUACUGUGUUAAGACGUAAAUGUCAGUGUGCUUACCGCAGUUUGAUUUCGAGCUGUUGCUGUGUCUUACAGUAUAUUUGGUAACGCACUAAUGUAAUGUACUUUGAACUGUCUCCUUCUCACCUUCCCAAUGUUCACUGUAAUGUAGUUUACACAACAAAUCACCAUUAUAGCUACACUUACUGGUGAGAAUAACCGUUAAAUUGUGACCUAUUUAAUGACAUUUGUUGAAUCACUUGAAUUGCAGCAAAAGUUUCUAAUGCACAUAUCAUAUGUAAAUAUAUAUACAGAUAUAUACACACGCACAAACACACACAGAAAAACUUUAUUCUAUGAAUAAGAGUUGUACACGCACUAUGUCACAUGAACACUGUUUUUUUGUAUUUUUUUUUUUUUUUUUAUUGAUUCAAACCUUUCUGUGGAUGGUGUACAACUGUUUGUUUAUAAUGCAAAAACAUUGAAAGCAUUUCCUUCAAAUCUUUUUUUUAUUAUUUAUUUAUUUUUAUUUUUUAGCUCAAACACCUGUCCAGCCUGGACCUGCGUCACAUCACGAAGCUAGACAAUGAAACUGUGAUGGAAGUUGUGAGACGAUGUCACAGUCUUACGUCUCUUAAUCUCUGCCUGAACAGGAGCAUUAAUGACAGGUACAGCUGUAAACAACUUCACAACUCUUGUCUUUGUUGCCACGAACGCCCUACUGUUUAGAUAUCAAAAAUUCUGUACUUCGCACUUGGGAAAGUAGGUCCCCCCCCUCAUUAUCAUUAUGGCGUUUUACAAAAUAUAUAGAAUCCUCUGCUGUUUAUAUGUAAUUGCUUCUGUGUUCAGUGUGUUCACGUCACUGCUUUGCUCUGUAUUUGCACGCCUUUCAUACUGAAAGGCAGGGACGGAUUUUUCAUUUGGCAGAAUAGGCACUUGUCCUGUAUGGGGAAGUAGAUCGCUUAUGAAAUUUUCAUUAAACUACAAUAUAUGUUUAGAAUCAUUCUGUGUAAGAAUACACUUUGGCUCGUCCCAAACGGUAUUUUCAAAUUCCUAAUAAGUACGAGAUAAUAAAAAACUGUCACCCAGUUCCUCAGCACGUCGUGGGCAAUUUUUCAGUGCUGGAAGUUUUGUGUUGUACAUCGAUAGCUUAGUUCGCUAUUUCAUUGCCACUUACCUCCAAGAGGUCCUGCUGUGUAACAACUCAAACUGUUUUUAAAUGGAAUACUUCUUGCACAAUUUAUUUUCUUUCUUACAAAAGUCAGUUCCUGUAAGAGGGUGUAAGUUCUCUUGUUUUGCAAAUAAAUUGUGAUUAUACCACAUUUGUCAAUAUUUUAUUAAACCCCAAGCAAUGAAUACAAUUAUCAGCAGCUAAUUGUAAUAUUGUAAUAUUGCAAUAUUUUACAAUCAUGGUGCUUUUCCUCUGUUCCAACAGCUCACAUUAGCUCAGAGCAAACUCCUAUUUAUGUUGUUCUGUUGUUAUAGAAAGGUUGCCUUUGAAAAUGUGUAUGCACUUUUACAUGGUUUAUUUUUUUAUAGAACAAUAUGUGUUAGCUAAUGAGGUUAUGAUGAUUGCUUACAGGGAAACAGCACUUCAAGUACAAAUCGCGUGUCUCUUUUCUGGCAAGUAAUUAGAUGCUGUACAGAAAGGAUUUUUUUUUUUUAACUGUAGAUUUGAAAGGAUUUAUUGUUACUCUAAACUCCAUUGCUGUUUUCCAUAUACUUUUCUAACUAUGCAGUUUUUCAAUAUUUCAGAUAUACAUUCCCUGUCUUAUGUUGGUAAAAGUAACAUUGAUGAAUGUUAUUUGCAGUAUAUUUGCAUAGAGAGAACCUCAUGUACGAAAGCAGGUUGGCAGAUAUUAUUAUAUAAUGUAGGAAUUUAACAAACUUUCCUGCACCGGGGAGUUAUGUAAAUUGGGUGGGCGGGGGGAGCAAGUACAAUGAUUUACAAAGCACAACAUAUUCUGCAGCGCUGUGCAAUAUAUUAACCGAGACAAAUAAUUAAGUCUUGCCCUGCCCAAACAAGCUUACAAUCUAAAAGGAAGUUAAUUUUGUGCAGAAAAUGUAAAAGAACUCUAUAGGGUCAGAAACACAAACGUGAUAGUGUUAAAAACCCCUUCUAGCCCCCCUGCCCACCCCUUGCUCCCUUAAAUAUAGUAAAAUUGUACCUUUAUUGCAGUCUGCUGCUCCUGGCUCUAUUCUUGACCUUCCUGCUUGGCUGUCAUCAUCAGAAGUGUUGAUCUGAGCCAAUCACAAUGCUUUCCCAUAGGAAAGCAUUGGAUUGGCUGAGACUGUCAAAUAUGCAGAUCAGGGGCAGAGCCAGCACAAGCCAAACACAGCCCUGGCCAAUCAGUAUCUCCUUAUAGAGAUACAUUGAAUCAAUGCAUCUGUAUGAGGAAAGUUCAGUGUCUGCAUGGAGAGGGUGGAGUCACUAAAUGGCAGUCACACUGUGCAGCACUGCCCCCAAGAAGCUCCUCUAGGAGCCAUCUGACGAGUGGCCAGUGGAGUUAUCACUAGGCUUAUAGGUGUGCGCAGAAAAAAUAGGGGAGGAGGAGUCUGCGCUAUAUAGCAAAAAUAAAAUAAGAGCUGCAACCCUCUAAAGGGAAUCCCUCAAGAACCCUAAUAAAAUUGUAAAGAAAAGAGAAGGGGUGAAGGGCUGCGCUAGAUACAGGUAAAUAAAAUUUAUAAAAUAAUAGUAGGAUAAAAAUAUGCAGUAAAAAAAUAUGCAGUAAAAAGUACAAUAAGAAUGUGUGAAACAAAGUCCGUGCACUAGUAGUGAUAAAACUUAAAAAGUCCAAUAACAUGCAUAAAAGACGUCUCACUGAUAUGUGGAUGAGCUAUACAGGGAGUGCAGAAUUAUUAGGCAAGUUGUAUUUUUGAGGAUUAAUUUUAUUAUUGAACAACAACCAUGUUCUCAAUGAACCCAAAAAACUCAUUAAUAUCAAAGCUGAAUAUUUUUGGAAGUAGUUUUUAGUUUGUUUUUAGUUAUAGCUAUGUUAGGGGGAUAUCUGUGUGUGCAGGUGACUAUUACUGUGCAUAAUUAUUAGGCAACUUAACAAAAAACAAAUAUAUACCCAUUUCAAUUAUUUAUUAUUACCAGUGAAACCAAUAUAACAUCUCAACAUUCACAAAUAUACAUUUCUGACAUUCAAAAACAAAACAAAUCAGUGACCAAUAUAGCCACCUUUCUUUGCAAGGACACUCAAAAGCCUGCCAUCCAUGGAUUCUGUCAGUGUUUUGAUCUGUUCACCAUCAACAUUGCGUGCAGCAGCAACCACAGCCUCCCAGACACUGUUCAGAGAGGUGUACUGUUUUCCCUCCUUGUAAAUCUCACAUUUGAUGAUGGACCACAGGUUCUCAAUGGGGUUCAGAUCAGGUGAACAAGGAGGCCAUGUCAUUAGAUUUUCUUCUUUUAUACCCUUUCUUGCCAGCCACGCUGUGGAGUACUUGGACGCGUGUGAUGGAGCAUUAUCCUGCAUGAAAAUCAUGUUUUUCUUGAAGGAUGAAGACUUCUUCCUGUACCACUGCUUGAAGAAGGUGUCUUCCAGGAACUGGCAGUAGGACUGGGAGUUGAGCUUGACUCCAUCCUCAACCCGAAAAGGCCACACAAGCUCAUCUUUGAUGAUACCAGCCCAAACCAGUACUCCACCUCCACCUUGCUGGCGUCUGAGUCGGACUGGAGCUCUCUGCCCUUUACCAAUCCAGCCACGGGCCCAUCCAUCUGGCCCAUCAAGACUCACUCUCAUUUCAUCAGUCCAUAAAACCUUAGAAAAAUCAGUCUUGAGAUAUUUCUUGGCCCGUCUUGACGUUUCAGCUUGUGUGUCUUGUUCAGUGGUGGUCGUCUUUCAGCCUUUCUUACCUUGGCCAUGUCUCUGAGUAUUGCACACCUUGUGCUUUUGGGCACUCCAGUGAUGUUGCAGCUCUGAAAUAUGGCCAAACUGGUGGCAAGUGGCAUCGUGGCAGCUGCACGCUUGACUUUUCUCAGUUCAUGGGCAGUUAUUUUGCGCCUUGGUUUUUCCACACGCUUCUUGCGACCCUGUUGACUAUUUUGAAUGAAACGCUUGAUUGUUCGAUGAUCACGCUUCAGAAGCUUUGCAAUUUUAAGAGUGCUGCAUCCCUCUGCAAGAUAUCUCACUAUUUUUGACUUUUCUGAGCCUGUCAAGUCCUUCUUUUGACCCAUUUUGCCAAAGGAAAGGAAGUUGCCUAAUAAUUAUGCACACCUGAUAUAGGGUGUUGAUGUCAUUAGACCACACCCCUUCUCAUUACAGAGAUGCACAUCACCUAAUAUGCUUAAUUGGUAGUAGGCUUUCGAGCCUAUACAGCUUGGAGUAAGACAACAUGCAUAAAGAGGAUUAUGUGGUCAAAAUACUCAUUUGCCUAAUAAUUCUGCACUCCCUGUAUAUGUACAGUCCUCAAAGGUUAAUCCUUCCGAAUUUCCAGGGAAUCCGUAUAUGAAAGAUAAAAAUAUAAACACACUUCCAAUGGUAUAGUAUGUACUGAGAGGAUUAGCAAAAUUGAAUAAAAUGGAGGAUAGUAAACUCACAUUUGUUGGAGCUUAGGACCAGCUCUUAGUUGUAAAGCACUUAGCGGUAUAAUCCCCGCUAAUGGAUAUUCUGUGAGGUUAGGUCACUCCGUCCGGCUUUGGUUCUGUAGGAUUUCGCACGGUAUAUAAAAACAAAUAUAGUGCUCUCAGUAGGAAGGGAAAAUGUAAAAUAAAAUAAAAUAAGUUAUACUCACAAUGGUAGAGCAGGGAGUACUGCUCUAUUUAUAAUGCGCCGGUGGAAUAAUCCCCACCUGUGGAUUGCUUUAAGCAGGAACAGUUAGAUGCCAGGAGAAAAAUAAAAAAUAGUGUUUAUACAAUAAAACAAAAAUGGUCCUAUUAAUAAGGGUACCAAAUAAAAGUUUUUAUUGUUAAAAUACACAGUAAAAAACCAUUUAACGCGUUUCACCUCAUGGGCUUUAUCAAAAAUGGCUAAAGGAUAGUAACCUGGCAUAAAACAGUAUUUAUAAUUAUAUGCAGAAGUUUAAAAUUGGCGCCUAAAACAGUGCACCAAUUACAAGCAAGGGAUAACAUAAACGUUUUUUGCAAUUACAAAAUGACACAAAAAUUGGUAUACAUAUAAAGGGAGUGAAUGUAUACAUCAUAGUAUAUUAGGUUUAUAAAAACGAGCAUUAGUUUGAACAAUAUUUAGUACUAAAAACCGUCACGUGAUCUGGAACAAUGUCACGUGAUCGGACGGGAGCGGCGAAUAGCACGCCGCUCACUAAAAAGAAGAGCGUUGUCUACAGAGGGCACGUGACCGGCGAAAGGAGAGCAGAGGCUCUCGGGGAAUGUGGUUUUCGCCGGUCACUACCCUCAUUUAGGGGAAACAGUGGGCGGCUGACUGGAGGCACCAAUAGUCAGCCACUCACCAGCAUAUAAGCAACAGAAGCCCUCAUAGCACACAAUUAAUAGAAACCCUUUUGAUAAAAUCUAAUACUUUUGGCAAAAAUAUAUAAAUAAAACCUUUAUGAAUGAAAUAUAAUAAUAAAACAUGUUUUAAAAAAGAUAAAAACGGAUUUCAUGGUUAUAAUGUAUAUAUAUAUACAUAAAGACAAUUGUAACACAUAGCUUUUUACACUGGUGGAUACUGCUAUUAUAUUUUAAAAUCACAUCAUAGGUGUGCGCAGCCUAUUGUAUAAGGGUGUGCACCCUAAAGCACAAACACACAUGCCGCGUAUAUAUAUAUAUAUAUAUAUAUACACACAUAUACUGUUGUGUAGGUGCUGUGUGUGUAGGUGCUGUGUGUGUGUGUGUUUGCAGGCUGUGUGUGUGUGAAGGCGCUGUGUGUGUGUGUUUGCAGGCUGUGUGUGUGUGAAGGCGCUGUGUGUGUAAGGGUGAUGUAUGUGUGUGAUGUUAGUGUAAGGGUGCUGUGUGUGUGUAAGGGUGCUGUUAGUGUGAGGGUACUGUUAGUGUGUGUGUGUGUGUGUAUUGUUUGGGGGCCGUAGUUAAUAUCCACCCUCCCUUCUUACCUUUUGUAGGGAGGGAGGACCUUGCUGCUGCCAUCCCUGAUGGUCCAGUGGUGAGUGAACUCUAGCCCCGCAGCCUGCGGGGCUAGAGUUCAUUCUCGCGAGAUCUGACCCUUGCCGUGGUAACCGCGGCAACGCUCCGACCUCGCAAGAGGAACGAGGCAGAGCUGCUGGCAAGAGCUCCCCGGGUCCUCUCCUGCCUCCCUCACUUCCUGUGGGCCGGUGAGGGAGAUAUUUGGAGGGAGGCACAUAGCGCGGGCCACAGGGAUUAGGGUGUGCCCAGGCACACCUGGCACACCCCGUGCACACGCCUAUGACUAGGCUGUAAUGUAAACACUGCAUUUUCUCUGAAAAAACUGUGUUUACUGCAAAAAGCCUGGAGGGAAUGAUUAUACUCACCAGAACAAAUUCAAUAAGAUGUAAUUGUUCUGGUGACUAUAGUGUCCCUUUAAUGGAGUGCUUACACUGGGUUUAUUCUUUUUUCUGGUAACUGGGAUGUGAGAUAGGGGCUUGAAAUUGUGACUUUGCUGUCAAACCUUGAUUAGCUGGAGAGGUGUGAUAUAAACGCUUCAUGCAGUUACCUAGUUAACACUGACGGUUGCUCACUGUGUUUUGUAGAGGAGUCCGUUAAAAUAAAAUCUAUACUUUAUAUAAAAAAAGUACACACUACAUAGAUAUGCCUCUUUACAGCCACCCACAAUUUUACAACUUACACCUAUAUAUACACAUGCUUUUAAAAAAACCCAUCAUUUUCAUACCUAUAUACACACGUCUUGACUGCACAUGCUUUUAAAACCAUACAUUCGCCCACAUACACAUAAACUGUAUUUUGUAAAGUAAAUUGAAACAAUAGCUAGCUCCUGUUGUUGUUUUUUUUAGCUUCUAGAUUCUAUAGAAAGUUGUCAAGCCCUAAUUUAAGUACAUUUAUUUGUUUAAAAUGUUAUACCAGGAUGAAUGUAUUGAGGUAUAUGUGGUUUUCAAGGAUGUCCUGGGAUCCUCGAACAAUAUGAUUUUAAACUACUCAUCAUGAAUAACCAUUGACAUUGUUACAAGAUGGUUCGAUCGGAGCUUGAGAUACGCCAUUUCUUAGAUUGUGGACUGUGUAAGCUAACGUCUUGUCGGUAAUAAUGCAUAGAGCCUUUACAUGUCGGAAGAAAGUUGUAUAGUAUAGGAAUGCUGCAAUGCAAUAGUGGCUACACAUGCACAAAGCAUAACAUGAUAACUAGGAAGGAGAUGUAUGUGCAAGAAUCCAAGAUUCUCAGGAGUGCAAUGUUAACAUUACAUUCAAGCUAAAGACCAGACUGCAAAAGCACCAAUCUUGAGAGAUUCUCAGAACAUGAUCCAGGGCAUGUUAAGGAUUCACCUCUCAGAUACUACGACCGUGAUUUCUCCACUGUAAUAAUCAAAUAGUAGAACUGGUCUAUUAAAUGGACAUUAUAGUCACCCAGACCGCUUCAUCUCAAUGCAGUAUUCCAGGUACAGAGGUCCUGUCAUUUUUAAUCCUGCAAUGUAAAACAUUUAGAAUGCAGGGUUAUAUCCGACACUAGUAGCUCUGUCUUCCUGACAGUCAUUAGAGGUGCUUCCUCCUCCAGACCGAGUAAAACUCUGUCUGGGAAUCAACCGCCAUGCAUGUGUACCUCCAAUCCAAGGCUUCUCUAUGAGAAACAAUGAAUUGGAGGGAUUGAGAAGAUGCCUUCAGGUAUACUGACAUAUUUGAAGACUGAACAGAAAGCUGCAGCAGAGAAGUCCCUGCACAUACUUUUUUCAAGACUAUAUAUUCCCUAUAAGGGGGGGGAGAGUCAACAAAAUUGAAAGCUGUGUUCUUCUUAGAAACAAACCUCUGAUUGCUUUCAGGAGGUAACUCAGGUUAAUAAAUGGCAUAAUGCGUUUUGUACCUUUUAUGACACUCCCUCAGACCCCCGUUCUUCUCCUUUGUGAGGAGAUUCAAUAAAAGGCAAGUGAAAAGGUUCAAUUCAUAGCAUUGUACUGAGAUUCACCUUGCAAGUUGUUAUGGCGUUUUAACUAAAAAGAAUAAAACUUUCAUUUUUUAUGACCUUGACAAUAGAGACUGUUUCAUGGCUUUUCCCUUAACAUACCCAGUAUGUAGUUCAGACUGUAUUGUGUAUUAAUACAUGCUUUGUUUAUGAUUUGAAUGCACUGUAACAUUCAACCUGCCCUGUGUAAAUUUCUAAUGCUGUAUAAUCCAUGGCCAUUGUAACUAUUUACUGCAGUUUCCCGUAUUUCUCCAGAAUGCUUCUUUAACCCCUUAAGGACACAUGACAUGUGACACAUGUCAUGAUUCCCUUUUAUUCCAGAAGUUUGGUCCUUAAGGGGUUAAAGAGCCAUCACUUUCUUAAAAAUCCUUUCAAACACUUACCCGAUUCCAGGGUGGAAGUCCCUCCGCGCAGUCUCCAUGUCUCCAUCAACAUUAUCGCAAG